AUGAACGCGAACGCCUACCUUGAUACCGAUUGGUUGGGAUUCUGUCGAACCAAAUCAAUAGACAGCUAUAAGGACAGACUAAUCACCACCGUCGCAAACUCUCUGGGUGUAACUGGUAAUCCGCGAGGGUAUCAGAUGACACUUUCGUGGAUUCCGUGUCAAAAUGGGAAUGUCCCGAAUGCCGCUGUCGAUGCCGCAGAUGGGGGCGGCAUAUAUGUUUGUAGGGCAGCCCACAGUGGAGAUGACAUCCCCGGCAAAGUUGUUCCGGUGUUCGGUAAAGCUUACGUGCCCUACGGUGGUGAAGAACAUGAAAAGUAUUCGUAUGAGGUGCUCUGUGUCACUGGAUCUCACGGUGGUGGUUUUUACACGUGGAAAGCCGACAGUGGUGGUGGCGUUCCAAAGCGUGCCGUGAUUGGUGGAUUUUCGUCCAGUGGGGAGCCACUGUACGUUGCACGGGGCUAUGUCGACGGAGAGUGUGUGGUCGGCAAGGUUCACGAUGGCCACCAAUGUGCCUACUUCCCGCAUGGUGGAAGAGAGAUCGCUUGUGAUGACUAUGAAGUUCUGGUGUGGGAAAAGUAAUAGCACCGUGUCAAUCCCAAUUUCUUUAUUCUGUAUUAUUGCGAUGAUAAAAUGCAUGGUUUCAUAAGUGUGAAUUUGGAUCAU
Messenger RNA from Opisthorchis viverrini, 663 nucleotides. RefSeq lists its product as hypothetical. Bases 1 to 579 code for a protein of 192 amino acids. The record is from RefSeq and is a predicted model, not a curated record. NCBI's taxonomy places the organism in Eukaryota, Metazoa, Platyhelminthes, Trematoda, Opisthorchiida, Opisthorchiidae. The transcript is spliced from 4 exons.